Molecule: messenger RNA, 369 nt
Organism: Paramuricea clavata
Lineage: Eukaryota; Metazoa; Cnidaria; Anthozoa; Malacalcyonacea; Plexauridae
Source: the annotation of a GenBank genome assembly
AUGGCUAGCGCACCAAAGCGAAGAAAGUGUGUAGAUUUUAGUGAUGAAGAACGGGUAUUAAUGGGAGAACAAGCUUGCAAGACGUUGCUAACAGAACAAAGAUUGGCGUGUGCAGAAUUAGCAGAAAAGUUACUGGAACAAGCCAAAAUGGAGUAUCAAGUCGCUAAAGUAAACGACGGAUACACGCAAGGAUCGCCAAUGAUUAACGUAAACGACGGAUACGAGAAUGGAGAAUGUCAUUACAAAUAUGCAUAUUUCCCCAUUCGACCCUCCGAUGAUGGUCUGAUUCGACCCACCGACGGUGCUAUGAAGACGCAAAAAAAGGAAUCACAAGAGAUUGCAAACUAUGCUUUAUGUACUAUCAGUUAG